CCUCAUCUCUGUUGUAUUAGAGAGAUCGUCCCAAGCAGGUUUCCUAGCAGAGCCGUCAUGGAGCAUCUAGACAGAAGACUGCCGGUAGCGUUCCUCCUCCUCCUGCCUCUUCUGUCCGUCAGCUGCGUGUCCAAUAAAAAAACUACAGUCUCCUGGUGUGUAUUGUCUGACGCUGAACAGCAGAAGUGUCUGGAUUUGGCUGGAAACGCCACAGCUCGGAAAAUACGAGGAACUUUGCAAUGUGUCCGUGGCCUGAACACCAGAGAUUGUUUAAACAAAAUCAAGAAUGGGACAGCAGAUGCAGCCUCCAUGUUUGCAGAUGACGUCUAUGCUGCUGGAUUCUGCCAUGGCCUGGAGCUGGCUGCAGGAGAGUCCCACAACGGAGUAGAUGGUUUUAGCUACUACGUGGUGGCGAUGGCACGUCGCUCCUCCUCAGACCUGUCCCUGCUGGAGAUGCACGAGCGCAGCUCCUGUCACCCCGGCAUUCGCACCACAGUGGGGUGGACUGUUCCUAUUGGCUUCCUGGUGAACACCUCCCAGAUCAGCAUCGGGGAGCAGUGCAACUUUCCCAGAGCCGUUGGCAACUUCUUUGGGUACAGCUGCGUGCCGGGUGUGAAGGACGUGCAGCACGACCCGAGAGGGAACAACCCCAAGAACCUGUGCGAGGCCUGUAUAGGAGACGACAACGACAGACACAUCUGUGCCAACAACCACAGAGAGAGACACUACGGAGAAGCGGGGGCGCUGAGGUGUGUGGCGGAGAACCUCGGAGACGUGGCCUUUGUAAAACACACAACGAUCUUUGAGAAUUUGGACGGUAAGAACCAGGAGUCCUGGGCCCUCGAUCUGGAGCUGGAGGACCUCAAGCUGCUGUGUCCAGAUGGAACCGAGGCGGGUCUGGACGAGUUUGAUCGAUGCCACCUGGCAGCUGUCCCCGCUAACGCUGUGGUGGUGCGCAUGGAGGACAAGUGUCGUGUCUGGAAGUUCCUGGAACGUUUACAGAAUGCGUUUGGCAACGCCACCGAGGGCUUUCGCCUGUUCAGCUCAGCAGGCUACGGCGAAUCCGAUGUGCUCUUCAAUGAUGCCACCCACCACCUGCAGAGGGUUCUGGGUAGCUACACCUCUUGGCUGGGUCCCACUUACACCACCAUGCUGCAAGCCUUCGAGUGCGAGGGCUUCUGCUGAUGGAGCAGGAGGAAGACAUCCAGCGCAUCAACUUCCACCGCAUCCCUCAGUCUCCGUCCUCCUGUUUCCCGACAUCUAUGUCCCUCGGCCACUCCGUCUCGCCAUCUCAUAUCCUCUUUUGCUUUGCUUCUUGUGUUUCUUUUCUCCCUGCAUUUCACCACCUACUCUCUAUUAUUACAUCCUCCUCCAACCUUGUGCUUCACUCUAGGCUGGCAGGGUAGGACAUCGCUAAGAGGGGCUAAUCAUCUUAGAGAAACUUCAGACAAUGUUCCCAAAACUGAGUUUCCCACCCCAUUAUUGAUUUAUACACAUAACAAAAGUCCUGUUAAAUGUUACGACCCCACACACACCCCCACCCUCCUCCCACAGGGUCCGUCUCUGGCACUGAACAACUGGGUGCUAUUAACUUUGAGCUUAGAAGUUUCAGUUACUGUUUGUGUGUGUGUGUGUGUGUGUGUGUGUGUGUGUGUGUGUGUGAGUAUAGACUUUUUCCCACAGCCAUUAUUGCCCUAAUUGGCAAACUGGCAUACCAUACUGUUUGUGUGCAAGUGAGAAAAACAUGUGUGUGUGUGUGUGUGUGUGUGUGUGUGCGUGCACUUUUAUGUGCCUAUGUGUUAUUGUGUUGAUAGGAUUGAUGCUUUCCCAUGGCUUGUAUAGCUUAGGAUUUUGGAUCACUGCUUUCUCACGUCUGGUAUGAUGGACCGGACUGUGCCAGCUUGCAGUGUAUUGUUACACUAUACAGUUAGGAGGAACUGGAUUAGGCCUUGAGCUGUUUCCAGUGACCCCCUGGGGGUGUUUUUGUUUUAUAAAGCUUUGAUAAGCUUCUCAUCUGUGACAUUUGCAUCACCCAAAACUCCCAAAAAGUGCUCUCCAAUACCUUCUUUGUCUGUCCUGCUUCUACACGUAAAGGAAUACGUGGACUUCUCUUCACCAUCAUUAUCAUUUAUACUAGUGAGACGUUGAUAAUGAUAGAAGUUACUAACAGCAUAUAACAGUUCAAGGCUGGUCUAAUAAGGAGAAAUUAGUCCGUGCAGUGUGUGAUAUCAUCAAGUAAUUGUCAUGGAAGAAGAGUAUUACUAAACUAAUGUGCUAUGAAGAAAAUGGUGAUUAUCAAAAAUAAUCCAUUUCUUUCUCUGAUAUGUUCAAGGAAGUGUAAUUAAAGAAUCACCAGCGUUCUUAAAGCCUCCCUUGACCUGCAGAAUCAUGCACCUGUAAAAUGUAUAACGGACUGUAAUUCUGGGCUUUAGUUGUCGUCUCCAUCUUUAUUAUUUCUUUCGCGUUCUGCACCACAGAGCUCGGCAAUAAACUGAUAAACCGGA
Cottoperca gobio is the source of this 2504-nucleotide messenger RNA. It is a transcript of the gene otomp, whose product is annotated as otolith matrix protein. The record is from RefSeq and is a predicted model, not a curated record. Gene Ontology annotation, biological process: iron ion transport. NCBI's taxonomy places the organism in Eukaryota, Metazoa, Chordata, Actinopteri, Perciformes, Bovichtidae. The transcript is spliced from 9 exons. Gene Ontology annotation, cellular component: recycling endosome; early endosome; plasma membrane. Bases 58 to 1185 code for a protein of 375 amino acids.